AUGUCUUAUCCACUUCCAAAGAAGUAUUAUCUUCUCGUGCAUGAUGCCAUUCGUAAAGUGCUUGGCACAGAGGCGGAAAUCUCCGCAUUUGUUAAAGCGAAAAAACUUUUUCAGUGCGAUAUGCUCGUCAACGCCACCGCCACAGAUCCUGAUUUGGCAGAGAAAUCAAACCAAACAAACAAUAAGAAUAAUAAUAAUAAUAUCAAUAACAAUAAUAGAAAGAGGAACAAGAACAAUAAUGAGAGUGCGUAUGUGCGGGAGUUUGCGGUUGGACUUCAACGAUAUUUAGGCAGUUGUGAUGUUGUGGUUCGCCGCCGAAGACUUGAUGUUGUAUUUCUAGACCGUGAAGUACUGCAGAUUGCGCUUGGAGCCCCACGACGGGCAAUCAACAAUUUACAAUCCGCAGAAGAAAUCAAUAAUGAACCCGCAUGGGUGAAACGUAAUCGUCUUCGUAUCUCACUUGGCUUUGAUGAGGAACUUUUUACCAAUGCCUGUGAUUUCAAAAUCAACGUUGCCGCACGUAUGAUGGAGAAAUGGGCCUUCGAUGCUCAAGUUAUGAAGGGGGAUAGUAAUAUAUUCCACACAGAGGGAAAUAUACAACAACAACAACAACAACAACAACAGGAAGAGGAAGAACUAAAUCAAUUACGUGAAGAGUUACCACCAGUAACGUACUGGCAGGCACACGGAUAUGUGUUAACACGUGAAUAUCAUGUGGAACAUCAUGUUGCUCUACUAGGGACUAUAUCACAGAACUUUGCCAAGUAUUAUGGUGAAUUUCCCUUUGAUAAUCCAUAUUGCCCUGGUGAAGACCUUAAUACUCUCGCAUCUGUACAGACACUCUGCAAGGCAUGGAAACAGUUACCAUUAGAGGAUUGGAAAAGUGAAUAUGAACUGCAACUCGGCAUGGGACCUCCGUUAGGGUCGUAG
Molecule: messenger RNA, 930 nt
Organism: Trypanosoma theileri
Lineage: Eukaryota; Euglenozoa; Kinetoplastea; Trypanosomatida; Trypanosomatidae
Exons: 1
Coding region: 1-930 (309 amino acids)
Source: RefSeq, a predicted model, not a curated record